Molecule: messenger RNA, 1334 nt
Organism: Fragaria vesca subsp. vesca
Lineage: Eukaryota; Viridiplantae; Streptophyta; Magnoliopsida; Rosales; Rosaceae
Exons: 3
Coding region: 30-1178 (382 amino acids)
Source: RefSeq, a predicted model, not a curated record
CCGGCGACCUUCUUGAUUUUUUGAAUCCAAUGGAAACCCCAUCUUCAACACGAAGAGUCACAAGGUCGCAGACCCAGAACAACAACACCAUUCCAAUCUCAAGGAAGAACAAUGAAGAUUCUGAAAUGGGUGUAUCAAAAUCAAGAACAAGAAAUGGAAAAAAUCAACAACAGCAAGACCGGUCUGCUCUGAUCGACAUAACCAACGACUCUCCGAUUGUGGGAGUUGCGAUGCAGACUCCAUCAUCGGCGAUCAUCAAACUGAGGAGUCUCCGAGCCAAGACCACACCGGGGUCCGGCGAGGCUCUGUUGAGAGGUCAAGUCAAGACCCUGUUGCAACAAGUGGAAGAAGAGGCCGAGGUCUCUAAGCUCUCUUUCGAAAACCGGCCUUUUCGACAUCUUCAAAGCCUUAUUGGGAACUCGCCGACCGGACUUCUUGCCCCAACUCCGGCGAACACGCCGCAGGUGUAUGAUCUGUUAGCUGAUGGAAGUGGGAGUAACAUUGAGAGACCCUCUCCUAUGGUCCAAGAACAAUUGAUCUCUCAGGUGGUAUGUGACAUCUUUGAAGGGAAGAAUCAAGCGAGCCUUGAAUCGCAGAAGAGUAUCCUGAGUCGAUCUUUGCUGCUUGAUUUCUCUGAGAAAUCUGAAAUCUCUUUCUCAGAAGAAGAAGAUUGCUCCUCUGUGAUUACAAGUGAGAGCAAAGAAAGGUCAUCUCCAGAUGAUGAUAGUGCUUCAUUGUGGUCCAUUCAGGUCAAUGCGAGCACACGUGAUGAAGAAGAGGAUGAAGAAGAAGAAGAAGAAGAAGAAGAGUAUAAUCUGAAGGGAGUUGAUGAAACCGAGGAAGAGGAAGAGUAUAAUCUGAAGGGAGUUGAUGAAACCGAGGAAGAGGAAGAGAAUGAAGAGGAUGCAGGAUAUGAUGUUGAUGAGCUCUGUGAAGGUAUAAGCAAGAUUUUUGUGGAUGAGAAGAGAAUGAUUCCCAAGUUUGAAGGAAAGCGCACAAAGUUUGUGUACAACAGUGAUGAUGAAAUUGUUGAAGAAGUUGUAGAAGACAAUACUCCACGCACUCCAGAUUCAGCUGAUGUUGUGUCACCAAGUGUCUUGUGCUUGAAGGGAUUGCCUACACCAAAAGGAAAGCACCUGCGAUUUCUGGAUGAAGACGACUAUGAAUAUAGUUCCUAAUCGAAUAACGUUUGGGUUGUCUUUCUUGAUAACCACAUAUGUCUAGGAAAACUUUUGAUUCGUUUGUUUUGGACAAGAAAUUAUCAGUGUUCUGAAGAACACUAUGAAUUUACUUUUGAAUGAAAUAACUCUUUGCUACUUUCAAGUAAAUUGGUA